Oreochromis niloticus (Nile tilapia) is the source of this 6295-nucleotide messenger RNA. RefSeq names its product leucine-rich repeats and calponin homology (CH) domain containing 3 (gene lrch3). The coding region runs from base 78 to 2306 and encodes 742 amino acids. NCBI's taxonomy places the organism in Eukaryota, Metazoa, Chordata, Actinopteri, Cichliformes, Cichlidae. The record is from RefSeq and is a predicted model, not a curated record. Gene Ontology annotation, cellular component: cytoplasm; cytosol. Gene Ontology annotation, molecular function: protein binding. The transcript has 21 exons.
CCGCAGUGCGCAUGCUCCGGCCUGGACUUAAGGGUGGGAGUUAGCCAUUAGCACCGAGCUAACAGCCGGAGCGUGUAAUGGCGGCCUCGGUGUUGUUGGGCUCUGCGGACAGCGCCGGACUCAGCUUCACCGUCGGGGGCGGCGGCACCGGGAACAGUAACGGACUGGGCCCGGCGGGCCCGGCGCCCUGGAACCGUUCUCUAGACCGGGCGCUGGACGAAGCCGCGGCCACCGGGAGCUUGAACCUGAGCGGCAGGAAGCUGAAGGAGUUCCCUCGGAGCGCCGCCAACCACGACCUGACCGACACCACCAGGGCCGAUCUGUCUCGUAACCGGCUGUCGGAGCUUCCUCUUGAGGUUUGUCUCUUCGUGUCUCUGGAGAGUCUGAACCUGUACCAGAACUGUCUGCGCUCGCUGCCUGACGGCCUGCUCAACCUGCAGGCGCUCACCUACCUGAACCUCAGUCGGAACCAGCUGUCGGUGCUGCCCCCUGUUGUCUGCGGCCUCCCUCUGAAGGUUUUGAUCGCCUGCAACAACAAGCUGGUUUCUCUGCCGGAGGAGCUGGGUCAGCUGAGGCACCUCACCGAGCUGGAUGUGAGCUGCAACGAGAUCCAGACUCUGCCUGCUCAGGUGGGUCAGCUGGAGGCUCUAAGAGACCUGAACAUCAGGAGAAACCACCUGGUCCGACUGCCACCAGAGCUGGCUGAGCUGCCUCUGGUGCGUCUCGACUUCUCCUGUAACAAAGUGACCUCCAUCCCCGUCUGUUACCGCCGCCUCACGCAGCUGCAGACCAUCGUCCUCGACAACAACCCGCUGCAGACCCCGCCCGCUCAGAUCUGCAUUAAAGGGAAAGUUCACAUAUUUAAGUACCUGAAUCUGGAGGCCAGCAAGACGACGCCGGACCUGCCCGAGUACGACAGACGACCUCUGACCUUCAGCUCCUGUGUGGAUGAGCUUUACCCUGGGCGUCCCUACGGAGCGCUCGACUCCGGCUUCAACAGCGUCGACAGCGGAGACAAAAGAUGGCUGAGCAACGAGGCCUCAGAGGAGCUGUCGGAGCUGCCGCAGAGAGUGGCCGAGAUCAGCCGAGACCAGAGGCAGCGAGGAGGCGCAGCAGGAGCAGCGGCGCUGCCUAAUGGCACAUAUGGGGAGUUGGAGCAGAUUGACUUCAUCGACAGUUGUGCGGGGGAGGAGGAGGAGGAGGAGGGGAGGAGGAGUCGCGGGGGAGGAGACAGGACCAGCCUGAGCUCUCAGUUCAUGGCUUACAUCGAGAGACGCAUCACCAGAGAGGGUUCUCCUGUGAAAAGCGGCUCUUCGAGGAUGGAAGACCCGAGGAGACACAGCAGGGGUGUAGGCGAUAGCGCCGCGGCAGCAUCUGGCUCGCAUGGACAGAGAGGCGGUGUGGAGAGGAUGAGGAGGGAGGCGCAGCUCGCCGCCAUGAGGUACGACGAGGAGCGGCAGAAGAACCGCUCGCUGCAGAGGGACAACAUGAGCGGACACGCCAAGCAUAAAGCAGCUCCGAGUCCAACGAAGUCCAGUCCUGACACAGAGUGUGUCCUGGUGUUUGAGAUCGACUUUGACACAAACACGAUAAAGAGGCGACCUGGCUCACACAGACAGUCUGUGGCUGGACUGUCUGUAGACGGCUGUUAUUCUCACGCUUCUGAUAGCGCCACCUCCUGUCUGCUGCAGGGUGAGGACCGAGCUGCCCUCUCUCCUACAGCCAAUCAGUCGCCGUCUUAUCCCAGCUCGGGAGGCGUAGCCUCCUGUCGAACUCCCAGUCUGCGGCCAGAGAGCUUCCUGUUCCGCCUCGGGCAGAGGGAGGAGAAGAGAAAAGGUGACGCCGCUGCUCCUCCGAGCCAGGAGGAGGCCCCCGCCGCUCCUCCUCUUGCAGGCGAGGAUGUCGAGGUGGUGGAGCAGCUCAGGAAGAACAUCGAGGCUCGUCUCAAAGUGUCACUGCCGAGCGACCUGGGAGCAGCCCUGACGGACGGCGUGGUUCUCUGUCACCUAGCCAAUCACGUGAGGCCGCGGUCCGUCCCCAGCAUCCACGUCCCCUCCCCCGCCGUGCCCAAACUCACCAUGGCCAAGUGUCGCAGAAACGUGGAGAACUUCCUGGAGGCGUGUCGCCGCAUCGGAGUCCCACAGAGUCAGUUGUGUCUUCCUCUUCACAUCCUGGAGGAGCAAGGGCUCCCCCAGGUGGCCGUGACUGUCGGCGCUCUGCUCGACCUGGCCCCGCCCCGACACUCCAGCACCGCGGCGACCGCCACGAUGUCAUCAAUCCCACCGGGACCGUCUGUCACCAUCUAGCCAUAUUUGCACCCCAUUGCACACACGCAGUCAUCCUCCAGUCACCAGCCAAUCAGAGCUCAGCGUCUCUCAGCCCGCAUGAUGUCAUCAGAAAGUGUCCGAAGAGCCUGCAGGAGGGGGCUGGCACCGACACGACGCCACAGUGACGGGCUCUGAGCUCCUAUUGGUCAGUGCUGUAUGUAUGGAAGCCCAUUUUGGGGGGGCGCCGCCCAAUGACCUCGGCUGACAUGAAUUUAAAAAGGUAAAAGAUGAAUCGAAUAUUUUAGGUCAUGUCUGAAUGGGGGGGAAAAAAAACAAAAAACAUUUCAUAUGUGAGACCUUCAGGCACUGCAGAGGUGCGGGUUCAAUUCCCCACGGCCACUUCCUGCCCGCUCUCUGCUGACUAAUAAAGGCUCAGUGCCCCCAAAAUACAAAGUAGAUUAAAACGUUCAGACGUUUGCAGCGAGUGUGUUUCCAUUUGUGGGCAGAAAUGGGCUUCCAUCCCACCUGUGCCGUCGCUCUGCAGGUGAGGGAGCAGCUGAUGGGCAGUGAUGGAGACGAGCCAAGCUGAACUGAUCUUUACUCUCGCUGCAAGGUUUGUUAGAAAUCAGCCUCUCACGGGUGGAGGUUUCGCUCUGGACCUGCUACACUCAUCACAUCUCACAGCGCCACAGAGCAGACCAGAAAGGAAGGGGCAAAUAAUGUGACCAGAUUUUAAUGCUGCACCUGGUGUAGGCGGAGCUAAUCUACUCCGCCUGUGUGUGCUGAUUGUUACAAGUGAUAAUAAUGAGUGCCUUCACCAUGAAGCCACAUCUGCUUGUGUUUGAGCAGCGGUCCAAAGAAAAUCCUCCACGUGUGACAAGCCGAAAAAAUAAAAGCUUACCACCUUUGACCUUUGACCCCUGGGUCUGAGGUAAAGCGGGUAAGAUGAUCAUCUGAUGUAAGAACAAAGAAAAAUAACCCAGAGGCAAAGGGGGAGGUGGUUUAUUCUACCUGUCAGGUUCUCUUGUGAAUCCGUGCAGUUUAACAUCUGUGUGACGUUGGUUUUACAUGCAGUCGGUCACCUGUGUGGGCGGAGCUUAGAAACUAAUAUGCGUAAUUAUUGAGCCCGUGUUAAACACAGAAGACUCAAAACUAUAAAACUCUGUUAGGUGGAUCGUUCUGCUCAUUCCAACGUUGGCUCUCACAGAGCGGCUUAGCGUGAGUCGUGUCAUCCUGAGCCUCAGCUCAGCCGCUGUCUCACACAAGCCGGUUCAGCUCCUCCACCUUUAAACGUGCUUUAUUCUGAUUGGCUGCAUCUCACAAGCAGAAGACUUGAACAGUAGAUGGGUGGAGCUUCUCUCUGUGACAUCACACAGAUUAAGGAAUAGAAAAAAACUCAUAAUUCCCAGUAGCUGCAGACACACUGAAUUUCCUGUUUAACAUGAACAUUUGCCAUAGAAACAGGAAGUGAGAAAGGGAAAAGCACUUUAAUUAAAAAAAAAAAAAAAAGAUAAGUAUUUAAUGUUCUCAGUAACAGCUGAUUGAUCAAUAAAACCUGAAACUGUCCUGUCUCACACUGAGAUAAAGUUGCAAUGCUACUAAGGGCUAAUGGAAGCUAACAGCAGUUUUGUUUUGUUGUUUAAAUGACACUAAUGUAUCUUGUGGCUAAUAUAGCUUAAAGUUAAUAUUGGCAAAGAUAAACUUAUUGUAAGCUACAGUUAAUGGCUAUCUGUGACCUGGCUAAGAUGAGUGUGCUUACUUUAAAAUGAUAAUAGAAAUAAAACUAUUCCCAGAUUACCCGUUGCUAACCGUGACGAUUCUGGAUUUGCUUCAGUCUGAAAAUGUAACUGACUGUUAAGGCUAACACUAUUAAAACAGAAUAAAUGUGUUCAAUCACGCCGAUCAUGCUAGUCAUGUUUGCAGGGAGUGAGGCGUAGCAGUCUGUUAACUAGCUGCUAGCUGGGAGACUAGCUUGAAAUAGGUAGCUAUAAAAGUAUCGUGAUGAGUUCAGAGUUAACAUGAACUACAGCUAGGAAGUGGCCUAAGCUAACGAGUAAGCAGUAAUCUAAAAUUGAAUAGGCUCUCUGCUAACUCUGCGUAAGACUAUAAUAAGACUAACUUUAUGAACUGUUAGAUUACAUUACUUAAUAUUAUAUCUGACACAGUUAGCUUGAAAGAUACUGACAUUUCAAAAGUGUUCCGAAACUAUUUUAACACGGCUAACUGGUAAAGAAAGCUAACACUAAUGGUACUCUUAUGUCGAGCUAACCACAGAGGGUAGCUAAGAUGAAGUCAGGUGAAGGUAACAGCUUGUUUCUAAUCUGAAAACAGUCGACGAUGGCUUAGUUUAUAGCAUGAUUGCUAAAUGCUAAUGUUACAGUAUUGGGUUUGAGCAUGCCCAGUACUGAUAUUGUCAAAGUAAUUAUUUAUUUUUCCUUUUUGUUUUUGUUUUUUUUAAAGUUUAUUUAGUUUUAGUUUUAUUUAUUUUUUUUUUAUGCUUUUAGUUUUGCUUUAGGGGGCGGGGCCACUCUUCUGCCACUCAUCCACCUGUGAGCUACUUGCUCACAGUUAAUAAUAGCCCAAAAGAAGCAGCGAGGGCAAAGUGUGGUUCGGUUCGGCUCUGUUCGUCUCCAUCUUUCCUUAUUAUGGUGAACACUUUCAUCUUGCCGCUGAUGAAGAGGAGGAUGUCUGAACCCUGAACUCUGAAUGGCAGGAUGUCGUCUCUGUAUAGUUUUUACUAAUGUCACUGUGGUUUAGGUCAAUCAUGUGACCUGGCUUUGUGAUCACCUGAUCGGACCUUUGUCACAUGUACAGAUGAGGGUGAUCGGGUGGUUUCUGUUGCAUGCUGGGACGUUUUUCACCUUGUAAAGGUGGCCCGACUGUUGUGUACAAUUAUAUCCUGUAAAUAGAAACGUACUGAUGAUGCUCUGUAUAUGAGGCCGAAACCUGGGUGUUACUAUGACAACAGAGAUGUUCGUGUUGCCAUGGCAACCAUGGGGGGGGGUUCUUCUCCUGUCAGUGAAGUAAGCAAACCGCUGCUGUACUGUAAUUUUAUUUAUAAAAGUUUGUCCUGACAACAGUGAUCAAAGCGAUACCUGCUUAGCGUCUCACUCCAACUGGAGCUCCAAAAGGCUCCAACUGCACAAACACAGUCAGGAGGUGCAGUUCAGGUGAAGCAGACUGCUAGCAGCUGUAGCCGCCUGUGUCACCAUCCACCUUUCAGUCAGAAGCCACGCCCCUAAUAAUGCAAACAGGUGUCAUGAACGGGCCGGACAGUUUGUGUAUCAGGCUGUAAACGUGUGUGGGGCUGACUCACUGCUGCCUCUGCUGGACAUUAGAGGAACUGCAGCACAGUGAGCCUGCCGUCCUACAGUGGGCAUGGCCUCUGUGUACAGUGAUGUCACGUAUCUGAGCUGCUGCUGCUUCACUGACCGGAGGAGAAGACUGUGUUUUUAAUUUAAACUGUAAAGAUGAGUAAAAGGGGCUGGUGCUGUGUUCAGGUGGCGUAGGACAUCAGCAUGCUGACACUACACUAAACACUUGCUGAAGUCUCAGCAUGAGAGCACAACUUGAACAACCUGAAUUAUGACAAGCAGGCUGGGCCCCGCCCCCUGAACCACCUCCACCAAUCAGCUCAUCUUCAGUGGACUCACCUGAGACCUGAGUGAACCUGAUGGGACAGGUGAGGCGGCUUAGAGGUUUCAGACAGGUGAUGAUGUACAAAUGUUUUCUUCUUCAGGCGCUCGUCUUGUGGCAGCAGCGGGUCACGUAACGGGCUGUCAGAUGGGCGGCUGUUUUUCCACUCGUGUGUUUUUGCUGUUUCAGUCAUAAAAUAAAUAUUAUAAUAUGGCUUUGAUGCUUUUAUUGUGUCAACACCACACACAGGAAGUGGUGAAAAACAUGUGGCCAAAAAACGAGAACGCCAUCAGCUGAUUGUGUUCAUACUGUAAAUGUUUCCUAUGUUUUCUGUUUUUCUCUCCUUGGUGGUUUUUUGUGUUUCUGUGAAUAAAGUAGAAAUAUUUGUCACA